CAGGCUUACACAGCCUAUCUCGUGGGUCAGUUGCCCUCUCACUUAUGAUAGGUACAGACACACAAAGAUCAUGAUGUUCACAGCUUUCAUGUCACGAGUGAGCCAUGGGUUUCGUCUGGCGGAUGUGGUUUGUAGAAUUCCAGACAAGACAAUGUCAUUACAGGUGCCUGUCCGGAGAUGUUACAGCAAGAAAUGGAAUGUACAUUCUUCAAGACAGUUUCACAUCAGUGACCAGAAAUUGCAGGAGAACAGAAUAGAAGAGCAAAUAUUGGAGCAGAAGAAGCGUAAUGAGGAAGCAGGGGAGCUUACUGAGUUGAUCCGUGACUUUCUGGACCCUGCCGAGUUCUACAGAGCCGUGAGAGGAUCAGGCAUUGAGUUUUUCUGUGGUGUUCCAGACUCACUCUUGAAAGAUUUCUGCGCAUAUGUGACGGACCACACUCCCUCUCACAACCAUAUAAUUACCCCUAAUGAAGGUGCUGCUGUCGCUGUGGCAACGGGUUACCACUUAGCAACCAAUAGAACUGCCAUGGUGUAUCUACAGAAUUCUGGGAUAGGUAAUACGGUGAAUCCAAUCAUGUCGCUAGCCAGUCCGUCGGUGUACAGUAUUCCCAUGCUACUGCUGGUGGGCUGGAGAGGUGAACCAGGCAAGCGUGAUGAGCCACAGCACCUUGUUCAAGGGCAGGCAACUCCUGGUCUAUUAGCCUCUCUGCACAUUCCAUUCCAAAUUCUUCCUGACUAUGAAGAAGGUGCGGAACAGGUGUUGCACACUGCUAAACAGUACAUGGAGACAACUGGAGGACCGUAUUGUCUGUUAGUCAGAAGGCAAACCUUUCUGCCGUACAAGCUGAAGACUGCAGCAGCACAUGAAUUUCCACUAUCAAGAGAAGAGGCGAUGAAGUCUGUUGUGGACACACUUCGAGAUAAAGAUGUUGUCAUUAGUACAACAGGGAUGGUCUCCAGAGAACUGUUUGAAUACAGGGUUGCAAAAGGCCAGGGCCAUGAGCGAGACUUCCUUACUGUGGGGUCUAUGGGACAUGCCUCUAGCAUAGCUUUAGGUGUAGCAUUAUCCAAACCAAAGAGACAGGUGUUUUGUUUAGACGGUGAUGGUGCUGCAAUCAUGCAUUUGGGUGCUAUGGCUAGUAUAGGAGCUCAAGGACUAAAAAAUUUCAAACAUGUGAUUUUGAAUAAUGGAUCUCACGACUCUGUAGGAGGCCAGCCAACCGAUGCUCAAAACUUCGAUACCUUCUCCUUCACUGGCAUCGCCAAGGCUUGUGGAUACAAAGAUGCCUGGAUGGCGACCACUGAAGCAGAGGUGAAGGACAUGGUGCAGAUGAUGAGAGACAGUGAGGGACCCGUAUUGCUAGAGAUCAGGACCAGGAAGGGCAGUCGUAAAACUCUCGGUCGACCAACCACCAGCCCAGCAGAAAACAAAAGUGACCUUAUGCACUUCCUUGCCAUUGGUUAAGUUAAAGAAUAACUUCUCAUUGGCUAUGUCUUCAACUUUCUGUCUCCUCCAAUACAUUUCUGCUUGAAAGAAAAAAUGGAAAGCUUUAAAUUAUUACUCAAUUAUAAGCAAGCAUUGUAAAAUACCAAUAAUACACCGAUCUCUCAUCAUAACAUGUUUCAUUACAACGUGCUAUUUGUGCCGUUCAUGGGGUCACAAAUGUGUCCCCCAGAUUUUUCACAAAGAUGUUAUUGGGCACAUCUGCAUCAAAUUUAAAACACUUUCAAAUGUUUCAGUGAAGAAAAGCUUCCGAUUUUCUGUCUCCUUUGCACUCAGAGGCUUGAUUACCUUGUAGUUAUUCAGUGAAGCCAUGAUAUUAGGCUGAUUUGGUCUUCACCUGACAUCCAGCAUCAUACUAUACCUCUUCUUAUAUUGUAUGUCAGUUCAGGCUAACAAAGUUGACACAACAUGCUUCACCUAUAGCACGGUAGACGGGUUUACCAACUAAUAACUACAUUGUAAUGAGGGAGAAUUGUAUUAUUGUUAAACACACCAGAAGCUAAAUUUUGAGAACACUGGGAAAUAUAUAUUUGCAAAAGUUUGAGUAACACUGUUUUUCCAUGGGAAAUUCUGAAACAUUGGGCACUACAUAGACUUUUGAAUUAUGGCGAGUAGGAUGACCUGUCUUCUCAAUUAUUCACUUUCUUCUCGUUCAUGUCAGCGAUCAGUCCUCACCAUUGUACACCAGAUGCUUUGGUUUACGUCAUAAUUGUGGUUGAAAAAUAUAAAGUAAUCAGUUAACCCAGGUAGGCUAAUUCAUUGAAGGCAACGGGGAAACUACAUGUAACUUCUCUGUUACAUGUGUCUCCAUCACCCUUUUGCUUGUGAGUAUGCACAAGGGCUAUUACAGCAUUUACAGAGUUACUAUUACAGCAUUUACAGAGUCACUAUUACAGAGUCAUUUGGGAUACAACAGCUUAAUAUAAUACACACAUGUACAUGUAGGUGACCAGAAUACAGCUAAGCUUUGAACUAAACUAUGUUCGUCAACAUAUAUAUAUGUUAUGUGUGGAAAAAGCUCACCGUUUCCUAAUGAGAGGAAAAUUGUGAAAAUGUAUUCGUGUGAAUUUAACAAAUGUUCAGUUUUGCCAGUGGGAAAAUUUUCCAUUUUGGCAUAUGGGUCCUUGGAGGUAUUGCUUUAAAAUUGGUUGCAAUUGUUUAUUGUGCGUGUAGCGUAGAAAGGGAAAUGAUUUGAUGCAAACACAUCAAAAGCUUUUCCCAAAGGAACAACAGUUACGUUAUUGACCUACGCCAUCGGGAGUAACUGUGUUACACCAUGAGCGGAAGUGGCAUGAUGUUACAUUGUUUAGGUCUUGUUCAUUACUUUGGUCUUGCCCCUCAUUUUUUUUUUGCUCCUCAUUUUUCUUUUGCUCCUAAACUUUUCUUUUGCUCCUUUUUUUUCUAAGGACAGUAAUUAAUAAAAUCACCUAAAAAUUCAUGGAAGCUUUCACCAGCCAGUCACCCUGAGGUGCCAGUUGGUGAAAAAAUCACCUGAGUUUUUAUAUGAUAAAAAGUAAAUGUCAGAUAAUCCUUCAUGAAAUUAUGGGGAUUUACUGAAAAUACAGUCCAGUAUUCAAAACAUAGAAUCAUUAGAUCAUGCUGUUUUUAUUAUGGUAGGAACACCCCCGUUUUGGUCUCAAAAUAUGUGGUCACUUAGGAGUAUAUUGUUCACAGUGCGUUAAUUUUAAUGAUUUUUACCACCUAAAAAUGUCAGAUGUUGUCAGUAUUGUGAAAUGCACAUGUAAUUAAAACAAAUCAUGAAUGUAAUGUCUUUUAAUCUAUAUGUUUAACCAUAUUUUUUUCUAUGCUGAGUUUAUCCAUUUUAUCGAUUUAUAUUUUAUGCAAAAAAAUUUGAACAGUAUUACAUAUUUGUGAAUAUGUAUUAAGUAAGUGAGAGUGAUUUUAGAACAUUAGAAGCUAACGCAACGUGUGCGUGCGCGUGCGCAUGUAUCUCUGCUGGAAACAAUAUUUAUAUGAGUAAAUAUGUUUCUUCUGCAGAGUGAUUUUAUACGAAGUUUAUUAAUUCUUUAUGAACUGAUUGAAAUGUAAACCAAAAAAAAGGCUUUGUACCAAAUACAGUGAGUAGUCAAAAGUGGAAUUUAAACUUAAAAUGAAAAUAUCAUUUUAGAAAAAUGUGUACUGGUCUCUUUGCAAUAUGUAAUUUCAUGUGCAAUUCUUCGUGCAAAUGCUUUGUAGUGGUAAUCUUGUAUUCUGAUUUGAUUACGUUAUGGGCUGGAUGUCUUAAGGGGCUUUGUUAUGAAAUUGCCAUAAGUAUCUUUCGGGGCUCAUUGAUUAAAAUUAUCGCUACCAGUAUGAAAGGAAGAAAAACAAAAUGUGUUUUUAAUACAGAAUCAAAUCAAAUUACAUGAUCUGCCUGUUGGGAAAAAUAUUAGUGCUUUGUAUACUUAUCAUAGCUUGCCCUUUUUUUUGUUGUUGUUGACUGUUUUGAGUAUACUACAUUAAGUAUAAUAGCACUGUCCGUUUAACCUAACAGAACAGGUAUCUGUAAAGUAUAAUCCACAUGGUUAUGAUGUAUGUCUCUGUCUUCUAUACACCCAAUUUCCAAAGUACCUGUAACAAGCUCUAUAAAUUAUAUUUUGACAGCAGUUUGGAAUAUGCAUAAUAUAUGUAUUUAAAAUAAUGAAUAGUGAUGAUGUCAUUAACCAUACAUAAAGGAUAUAGAGCUAUCAAAUGUAUUUGCAUGUAUUAUUCAGGCUUGACUGUUAGGAUUAUUAGGGGCUCAAGCCAUUCCGACUUGAAUCCCUAUUGUAUCUUCUAGGAUUAUUUGUUUUUAUUAAUAGGCUUCCAAACUCUAGAAGAAAAAAAUAUCUGAACAAGAACAAUAUCUUGGAAUACUUUUGUUCUUGUUAAAUUAUUUUUCUUCUUCUCUCACGGCUGUUUUUUUCCUUUUGCGAGAAAACUGCGUGUCACAGCUGUUAACUUUCUACACAUGUUCGUUACCAAAUCGCUUAGGCUACCUGCUGGAGUAUAAAACUUUACCCACCUGUGACCAACUUUUAGGCCAUAUUGGAGAAGUAUGGAAAUCUAAAGAAAACUGCUUCAUCAGUACCGCUGAUCUGAUUGCAUGCAAAAUGCAAAAAUGCCAUUUUUACAUUUUUUCAAAAUUGAAAAACAGCUUUUGAAAAGAUGCUCAACAGAAAUGUGUAAAACUCAGGAAAGUGACUGUCUCAGAGAUGUGCUCUUACAAGCAAAGAUUUCAAAAUUGCUAAGUGGAAGGGACUACAUAUGUACUGGAUGUAUGCUGAAAAUCUUCGAGCCGUCUUCAUAAAUACAGGAUGUACAGGGUUUCAAAAUUUGACAAAAGGCUGAUAAACUACAUUUUGGCACAUUUACAAGUGUAUCUUAUAUAAUGCAUACACACUCUGUUCGUGUCUAGGAUGAAUGCAGAAACUUUGUAAGUAUGCCACCUGAAGAAGCUUGAUGUCCUGAUCAUGAAUCUGGUCUUAUUUUUUUCCUUCGAUGUAUACUAUGGUAUUUUUUUUUUUUUUUUGAAAGUGCAAUUGUCCCCAUUUUUAAAGUUCAUGAGGCAGAAAACUGUUAUGGUUGUAAAGCCAAAAAUCACUGAGUGCAAAGCGCUACAUAUGUACUCUAUGUAUGGUGAAAAUCGUUGGGCUGUGUUAAAAAAGAGGGGACUUGCACGCCUUCAAAUAUUGCCCAAAGUUUACUCUUUUGGCACAUCUACAUACAUAUUAUAUACAAUAUAUAUGUAUUUACAAUGCACUAAUAACUAGGAAGAAUGUAGGCUUUCUCAUUAAAUUGGUUAUAUAUCUGUGCAUGGACACCAUGCAGGUAACUGGAAGUGACACCGAAUAGGCCGCCAAUACCGGCUUGAACCCUGGCAUCGCUGCUUUGGCAGCUAUAUUUAGAUACUUAUACUGUCCCUAAUGAUUUUCCUGAACUAAGUUUUAUCAAUCAAUUACACAUUGUUAUCUGAGACUGUAUUAUAGUAAUAUUCUUGAAUAGGAUUCUAAACACCUCAACUAAAUCUGUAGCAGUCAAUAGUCAGCAUUUAAAGAAAACAUGUUUAGUUGGCCCAGUAUUUAUGACAUUGAAUCACUACAUAACCAGCAUAAUACGUUGAGUGUCUUUGGAAUAUGAUUCAGUGAGGCAGCAUUAUAAACUGUAGUACUCUUUUAUAGACUGUCUUGUUGUAAGCAGACCUUACAUCAUGGAAAUAUAUUUAAUGUUGAAAGAAACGAAACUGGUAUUUCUCAUUUCCCAUUUGGCAUGUACACACAGGUAGGAUCUCCAUUUUUAUCUGUUGUAAAUGUAUAUUGUUUAUACCUGUAUAUGUUAUGGUGAUAAAUGCAAAUUUAUCACACUGCCUGAAUAUCUGAAGUACUUGUAUCUUGAAUACACAUAUUUAACUAUAACGUGAGUUUCUUUACAGGAUUUGAUAUUCAUAUACCCUGUUUUAUGUAAUAUAUUUCUUUUGCACCUGUUCUGUAACACUUUAGGCCAUCAUGUAUUAUUUUACAUGUAGAAGCUACAUGGUACGGUAAUGUAAUAUGUAGCAAAUGACUUUCUAAUCUCCACUAAA
Liolophura sinensis is the source of this 6065-nucleotide messenger RNA. RefSeq names its product phosphonopyruvate decarboxylase-like. The record is from RefSeq and is a predicted model, not a curated record. Gene Ontology annotation, biological process: organic phosphonate biosynthetic process. Lineage: Eukaryota; Metazoa; Mollusca; Polyplacophora; Chitonida; Chitonidae. Gene Ontology annotation, molecular function: phosphonopyruvate decarboxylase activity; thiamine pyrophosphate binding; magnesium ion binding. The transcript is spliced from 11 exons. Bases 71 to 1465 code for a protein of 464 amino acids.